Messenger RNA from Ascochyta rabiei, 1842 nucleotides. RefSeq lists its product as uncharacterized. NCBI's taxonomy places the organism in Eukaryota, Fungi, Ascomycota, Dothideomycetes, Pleosporales, Didymellaceae. Gene Ontology annotation, biological process: cell-cell adhesion. Gene Ontology annotation, molecular function: myosin binding. Gene Ontology annotation, cellular component: plasma membrane. Bases 1 to 1842 code for a protein of 613 amino acids. The record is from RefSeq and is a predicted model, not a curated record. The transcript has 4 exons.
AUGGAGAGCGUCAUACUUGAAGACUCGCCGCUGGCCGCCUUGCUCGAGGGCGACGGAACUGGAGGGCUGCUCUCUGCGCCGCCGUCCCCAGCAGGGUCCAGCGCCUCCGACGGCCACGGCCACGGCCACGAUUUUGCGCCACGCGGGCCCUCGACGCUGCACUCGAGGAUACGAGACCGACUCCCGCGGCCGCUGCGCAUCCGUGCCACCCGCCACGGCUCCGUCGCCCGCAUCCACCUGGCGUGCUCGAAAGCCGUCAAUGCUCGACUCGGGCGCGCCGACAACGAACGCUUCCUCGAACACUUCCGCUACCUCGUCGUCGCCUCACAGCUGCUCGGCGAGCCGUCCAGCAUACGGACCACGGCCUUCCCCAGCCACUCCCUGGUUCCCGGCCCCGAGUUCAAGGUCGCGACCACCAGCCCCGCCGGCGCUGCCCUCACCGCCGCCACCGCCUUCACCCUCGUCUGGCUCGUCCACUGGUCGCGCCGCCGCUCGGGCUUCAGCAAAGCACGCUUCGUCGUCGUCCUCGUCGUCUUCGCCGUGGUCGCAACAGCGUCGUACGCCCACAUCCGCCGCCAGUGGCUGCACACCCUCAGGCAGCAAGCCGUCGAGAAUGCCUCGGCCCUGGUCACCAACCUGCAGGCUUUCGAAGCCUCGACGUCAUCGGCGCUUGCGCUCAUACAGGAGGUGGAGCUCGUCUCGAGGGGCUACAGGCUAUCCAUGCCCUUACCCCCCAUCUCCCGCAUUGAGGACAAGGCACAGGCCCGCCGCUGUCAACGACUACGCCGCAGCCUGCGCGCAGCCUUUGCCGCAGUCAUCCCCGUCUUGUCAGAGCAGUGCCAGACACUGAAGCAACAAGUCCAGGAAGACGACAUUGAAAAGUACCUUGAUGUCUACGAGAUCAGCAACCCCGACCUGCACGACGCCUCUCUGGGCUGCACCGAAUCCGAGUUCGAAGACGCUGAAUCUUUGAAGGCGCUUCGAUCCUGGCAGUACCGGCUGUCCACCCUCCGUCGCGUCUAUCUAUGCUCCUUGCUCGCCCUCCAGGCCGACGGUGGCAAGGCCGACUUCUCAAGGUGGGCGACGGUCGUUGACUCCAUGAUUGCUGUAGCCGCACCAACAGGCGAAUGGAGUGAGAAAUUCAACAACGUGCUGGCUGAAGAGGAGCAGUUCGUGCUGCCGUCGCUGAACAAACUGCAGCCCACGCCAGGUCGCGAGAAUCUGCGCAAUUCAGUGCGCAAGCUGUCAGGCCUCUCACAGGGCAUUCGCGGACUGCAGGCGAAGAUGCAGGUGCUGCGUGAAGAGACCAACAAGAGCCUGGAAGACACAGAAGACGUCACCGAGCUCGGCGGCCAUCUCAUGGUGCAAUACGACUCGAUUGGCGCCGAUCUGAGGAGUCUGAUUCAGGCCUGGGAGAGCGGCAGAAACGCCCUCGCCCUCAACAUCGAGCGCCACGAGCGGCGCAUAUCCCAGGCGUCCAGCAGCGGACUGCGCUCCCCCGUGCCCAGCCUGGGUGGUCUGACGGCUGUCGAUGAAGGCAGUCCGUCUGAUGCUCUGCGUGCUUUGAAUGGAGAGACGCUGAGUCCGCAGCAGAGCGCUCCCCCGAGCGACCAAGGCAGCAACUCGGACGACGAAGUCUUCGAAGCCAUUGCCAUUCCCAAGACCCGCCUCACCAUGUCGAGGGAAGAGCGCAUGCAGAAGAUGCAAGCGGACCGUGCUCGCCAGGCCUCGUUGCGCGAGCAACGCGAAGCGAGCAAUAACAUGCUGAGAGAGCUCGAGAGCGUCAUUAACCUCCGACCGCACAGACAUACAUUGCCGGCUGGGCGCGUUACGAGUCUCUGA